Molecule: messenger RNA, 1658 nt
Organism: Danio aesculapii
Lineage: Eukaryota; Metazoa; Chordata; Actinopteri; Cypriniformes; Danionidae
Gene: ahsgb
Product: alpha-2-HS-glycoprotein 1
Exons: 7
Coding region: 74-1543 (489 amino acids)
Biological process (GO): negative regulation of endopeptidase activity
Cellular component (GO): extracellular region; blood microparticle; extracellular matrix
Molecular function (GO): cysteine-type endopeptidase inhibitor activity
Source: RefSeq, a predicted model, not a curated record
UAUGGUCUAUAUUAUGAAGCUCUGAACAAGAGAGGAGGACGUUUUCUAUCUUUGUUGAGGAUUUUUAUGCAGCAUGAGAGAGCUGGUGAUAUUAGCAGUGCUGGUCUCGGCUUUACACGCAGCUAGUCUCCCGAAAGACAGCAGCGUGGAAUAUAAUUGCCAGGAAAAUCAGGACAACAACGCUGUAUUAGCAGCCGAGCAGUUCAUCAAUGCACAUCACCACCAUGGAUAUAAAUUCAGGUUUGUGUCCCAGGACAGCCGCAGCGCAGAGAAGAAAGCUGAUUCUUGCGAAGUCGUCUUUGGAGUUACCUUGGAGGAAACCGAAUGUCACAUUGUGAAUCCCAAACCUUUAGAUCAGUGUGACAGGAGACUGGAAACAGAGACGAAAGUGACUGCCAAAUGUAACGUGACCGUCUCCAGUUCUGAGGGGAAGGCAGCGGUGAAACGCUACAACUGUGACACCGAACCAGCUUCACAUGAAGAUCUUGUGAAGAAAUGCCCCGACUGCCCCAGUCUUCUACCCUUGCAUGAACCCAAGGCUCUAGAGAGUGUGAACGCUGCCCUGGCCAAGUUUAACAAACAAUCCAACCACAAGUCUUACUUUAAACUGAUGGAAGUGGGAAGGAUCAGCACACAGUGGAUGCCUAUGGGUCAAAGCUACUUUGCUCAGUUUGCCAUUAUGGAGACAAACUGUACAAAAAAGGAUGCUCCCCAAAACCUAGAAGCAUGCAAGGCUUUAUGUGGAGAUCAGGCAAGUUAUGGCUUCUGUAAGUCCAGUAAAGUUGGAUCUGAGGAACCAGAAGUGGAAUGUGAGAUUUACGUGGAUCAGAACUUCACUCAUCCCAUGCAACACCCCGCUCAGUCAAGAAGAGACUGCAAAUUUCAUGACCACCGCCCAGGGAGCGUUCACCCACUCUGGCCAGACCAUGGAGGACACUGGGACAAGGGUCAUGGUCACAGGGGACAUCCCGAACGUGGAGACAAAGACAAAAAACAUGACCACGGGGGUCGUCCUGAACACGGAGGUCGUCCAGAGCAUGCACAUGGAGACAAGGACAAAAAACAUGAUCACGGGGGUCGUCCUGAACAUGGAGGUCGUCCAGAGCAUGCACAUGGAGACAAGGACAAAAAACCUGGUCAUGGUGGCCGUCCUGAACAUGGGGGUCGUCCAGAGCAUGCACAUGGAGAAAAGGACAAAAAACCUGAUCAUGUGGGCCGUCCUGAACACGGAGGCCAACCUGAACGUGGAGACGAAGGCAAAAAACUUGAUCACGGAGGCCGUCCUGAACAUGGGGGUCGUCCAGAGCACGCACAUGGAGACAAGGACAAAAAACAUGAUCACAGAUUGCAUCCCGAACACCCCUGUCCAAAAAGUCCUUCAGGGGUCCCAGAGCCUCCACCCGAGGGGGGUCGCCAUGAAUUCCCGUGCCACGGCUAUGUAAAAAUCCCCCCCUCUAUUUAUCCGAUAUGCCCCUUCCCUCCGCCUCGUCUGUGCAGGGGCCCCCCAGACCUCCCUCGGCCAACAUCUUCUCCUAAACAGUAACUAAAACUGGAAAAGUUUAUUGGAUUUUCAUCCCAUGUGACUCAGUUGAAAGAUUCAAUCAUUCAGUGUACAUGUCUGCUGAAUGUUCAGUCAAUAAAUAUUCUUGUCUGACAAA